Strongylus vulgaris is the source of this 285-nucleotide messenger RNA. NCBI's taxonomy places the organism in Eukaryota, Metazoa, Nematoda, Chromadorea, Rhabditida, Strongylidae. The record is from the annotation of a GenBank genome assembly.
AUGCCAGAGCAAGAUGAGCCAUGUCCUCUAGAAGAACCGUCCCCAUCACCCAAAUCACCACCGAUGCCACUAGCUCUCAACCCGUACCUUCUUCCGUACUUCAGCCAAAUGCCGCUUUACAAAAACUAUCUGAAGUCGAAAAAGCAGAAUUCUCUGACCCUUGCUGACUACCUCUUGAAAAGAAAAGAACAAAAUACACCAAAAUAUGCCGAUUAUGCUAGAGCUGAAAAAUUCAUUGCACAACUGAGUGCAAAGAAAAUAGCAAAGGGGAGUGAGGAUGUUUGA